Molecule: messenger RNA, 1887 nt
Organism: Pichia membranifaciens NRRL Y-2026
Lineage: Eukaryota; Fungi; Ascomycota; Pichiomycetes; Pichiales; Pichiaceae
Exons: 1
Coding region: 1-1887 (628 amino acids)
Biological process (GO): single strand break repair; double-strand break repair
Cellular component (GO): nucleus
Molecular function (GO): 3'-tyrosyl-DNA phosphodiesterase activity; double-stranded DNA binding; single-stranded DNA binding
Source: RefSeq, a predicted model, not a curated record
AUGAGCUUGAGCGAUGGUGUGAUAAACCUAGAGUCAGGUUCGGAAACAGAAGAGAGUGAUGGCGUUAUUGUUGAACAAAGCACGAAUGGUGGAAAGUCACAGGUAAUCGAGAUUUCAUCAGACGAGGAGGUCACCGUGCCUCCGGAACCCGAAGAAGAGGUAGUUCACCUGAGUUCUGAAUCUCCACCAGCAACCAGCAAAGAAAAAGAGCAAGAUGAAGCCCCAAAAAAAUGCUCAACUGAAGAAUUGACUCCACAGCAGCAACUGCGAUUGAAACUAGCGGAAGCAGCUGAGAGACGGUUAAUUCAGAAGACUGAGCCCGAGGAAAUGCCUAAAAAGAGACAGAAAGUACGUUCUACCGAAAAAGAUGAGAGGUUAGAGGUAAGGCAUCAAACGAAACUUCUUCCAACCUCAAUUGAUGAUAGAUCAUCUCGGAUACGACUGAUUUCGAAUCCUGACUAUUGUGCCCAGUUUGGAGUUGUUGCCGACAAAGAUACCGUCACCUUAUCAGAUUUGGUUGGGUCCAAAGAUUUGAUCCGCACUUACCAGUUUAACAUGCUGAUUGACUUUGACUACCUUUCCAGGUUUGUCACCUCUAAAGACUGUGAAUUCACGCUCAUAAAUAAAAGCGAUGACGAUCACCUCCACGUUAAGGAUGAAUCAUGGGAGAGGUACAAAAUUCGUACUAUUGAUGUCUCAUCCAAGCUUCGCAAAUACGGUACUCAUCACACAAAAAUGAUGGUCAAUUUUUACAGAGACAACACAUGUCAAAUCGUUCUACAUACUAUGAAUUUGACUGAAGCUGAUCAUAAAAUACAAACUCAAAUGUGCUGGGUGUCACCCCAGUUGGAAAUGCACAAGGAUGUGAACGAUUGGUUUGACUUCAAUCAGCCUGAUUUAUCUUUGAUUGAUGAAACGGGAUUGGUUUUCAAACGUGAUUUUAUUGCUUACUUACUAAGCUAUGAAAACAAUGAUAUAAAUAAAUUAAUAGACCAGGUUGCCAAAUACGACUUCAACCCUAUUGACGUUGUUUUUGUUGCUUCUACACCUGGACAUUAUCAAUUCACUGACUGGAAUACACUAACAAAACCUUCCUCAAAACCUAUGUUUGGCUACGGCAGGCUAUGGCAAGUAAUACAUAUAUUGAAAUUGCAAAGCUUGAUGGGGAAGCUAGUUGGACAAGUUUCAACUAUUGCAGGGCCAUGCGAUAACUGGAAACGUAAUGUUUUUGUCCAUGUAUUGACUUCAUGCGUUGAAAAGGGAUACCCUAUCUCGAAAAAGGCGGAUUACAAGUACGUGGUUAAUAAAAACAAGGUGGAGCCUGUGAUUGUUUGGCCAACCGUCACUGAGAUUUUGAAGUCAUGUGCAGCUCCGUUAUCGGGGAUAGCGUUGCACCUCACAUCACGCGGGAAAUGGGCGGCAUACGAAAGACAGUUUCUAGAGAUCAAGAACAAUUUUCAUAAAUGGUCGUGUACCGAUGACCCCAAGUUGUCAAGAGCUGGAAGGUCUAAUCUUGCUCCACAUGUUAAAACUUACACUGUUACUGAGGACAACUUCAAAACGCUGAAAUGGUUUCUCAUGACAUCUGCCAACAUCUCCCAUCAGGCAUGGGGAAAACCAAAAGGUUACAAUACUAUUGAGUAUGAUAUCUGCUCCUUUGAGGCUGGAAUAUUUAUCGCUCCACAAUUAUUGAAGGUAAUGAGUAACGUAAAGGAAAAAGUUCAAAUUCUGGAGCCAACAUAUGGCAGAGAUAGCGUUAUCGACGAACAAUCUUUGAGCGGUAGUGUUUGUAAAAUAGGACUACGACUUCCGUACGACACCCCGCUCAAAAAGUACAAUGCUACAGAUAAAGCAUGGAGUCAGCCGGAUUCUGAUCAGUUUUUUUGA